This is a messenger RNA of Gossypium raimondii (Peruvian cotton), 2743 nucleotides long. RefSeq names its product putative receptor protein kinase ZmPK1. Bases 182 to 2599 code for a protein of 805 amino acids. Lineage: Eukaryota; Viridiplantae; Streptophyta; Magnoliopsida; Malvales; Malvaceae. The record is from RefSeq and is a predicted model, not a curated record. Gene Ontology annotation, biological process: recognition of pollen; protein phosphorylation. The transcript has a single exon. Gene Ontology annotation, molecular function: protein serine/threonine kinase activity; ATP binding.
UGUCAAAGGAAGCUUUCCUAAAACACGCGGCUUUCAAUUGAUAAGAAACACCGCUAGUGAUCGAGUUUGGAAGAGAAUGAAAUGGUACAAACAAGUUGAUUUCCCGAUGGUAAAGUUGAGAAGAUGCAGGUAAAUUGGUGCAAAAAGCUGAAGUUGGUGAAGAGAAUAUUGGGUCCAUGACAUGAAUUUUACAGGCCAAGAAAUAUUCAUGGCCACCAAGUGUUUUAAAUCCAUGCUUAUCAUAUUGUUCCUGCUCCUCGGGUUAACAUCGUCAGCUGUUCCAUAUCUAAGCAAAGGUUCGUCUCUGUCUGUGGAGAAUCCAGGUGAUGUUUUGAAAUCGGGUAACGGCGUGUUCUCCGCUGGCUUUUACCCCGUCGGCCAAAACGCUCAUUGCUUCUCCAUCUGGUUCACCAAGCCUUGCCAUGACGGCAGUCACACUCUAGUUUGGAUGGCAAACCGGGAUGUGCCUGUUAAUGGAAAGCGAUCAAAGCUGUCCAUACUCGAAACCAAUGAAAUCAUCAUAACCGAUGCCGAAUCCGUAAUCUGGACGAGCAAUAAGUCAGUUAUAGAUGCCUCUUGGUCGCAGUUGAAUCUCCUUGAUUCAGGUAAUCUCGUUCUCCAAACUCGAGACAAUCUUACUCUUUGGCAAAGCUUUGAUUCACCAACUGAUACGCUUCUCCCUGGACAACCCCUCAAUCAAUACAAAAGGCUAGUAUCAGCACGAAGCCGAGCUAACCAUUCUUCAGGAAAAUACAGGUUGUUGUUUGACGAUGAUAAUGUUCUUCGUCUUGUCUUGAAUGGUUCCGACACAUCCAGCAUCUACUGGCCGGAUUCAACCAUCUUGGACUACCACCAAGGCAGAACUAGAUACAAUUAUAGCAGAACCGCAGUGUUGGAUUCUUCAGGCCAUUUUACAUCUUCUGACAAAAUGGAGUUCAGAUCAAGUGAUUUUGGUAUUGGACCUUGGAGAAGAUUAACCCUUGAUUUUGAUGGUAACCUUAGAUUAUACAGUCUCGAAGAACAGGGGGUUUGGUUUGUGACAUGGCAAGCUAUGUCUAACUCCUGUAGGAUUCAUGGAGCCUGUGGACCAAAUAGUAUAUGUAGCUAUGAUCCACGUUGGGGUCCCAAGUGUGGUUGUCCCCCAGGGUUCAAGAUGAAAAACCAUGCGGAUUGGAACGAUGGGUGCGAACCAGAAUUUGAGCUUUUAUGUAAUGAUGAUGUCAACUUUGUUCAACUUCGUCAUGUUAACUUUUUUGGCUACCAUUACGACAACCUCCGGAAUUACACCUUCCAGGAGUGCCUCAGAGUUUGCUUGGAUUCAUGUUGUAAAGCUUUUCAAUAUAGAUAUUUCCCAGAAGAUGGUGCCUAUCGCUGUUACUCAAAAUGGGAAUUGCGCAAUGGUCAUCGUUACAAUAGCUACAGUGGAACCCUUUACUUGAAACUCCCCAAAUCAUUCCCUUACAACAACAAACCUGUUCAGGAAUUUAAAUUAAAUUGCUCCAACAAGCAGACAAGACAAUUAGACAGACUUUAUCUUAAGAAAACAGGAUAUGAAACAUUGAAUAUUUUGAUUUGGUGCGCUUCUAUAAUUGGAUUGCUUGAGUUGAUGUGCGUCUUUCUGGUGUUCGUUUUCUUGUACAGAACUGGGGAAAGUCCCGAUGCAUCGACGAUGACAUCAGGGUACCUUGUGGCUGCAACUGGGUUCAAAAGAUUCACAUACGGUGAGUUGAAAAAGGCAACACGCGGUUUUCAUGAAGAGAUUGGACGGGGAGGAAGUGGGGUGGUUUACAAGGGAGUUUUACCGGAUCAACGAAUUGCAGCCAUUAAACGACUUAAUAUUGAAGCGCAUCAAGGAGAGGAUGAAUUCCUCGCAGAAGUAAGCACAAUCGGCAGACUUAAUCACAUGAGCUUGAUUGAGAUGUGGGGAUACUGUGCAGAGGGGAAGCAUAGGCUUUUAGUGUAUGAAUACAUGGAAAAUGGAUCGUUAGCAAAUAACCUCAUGUCUAAUUCGCUUGAUUGGAAGAAAAGGUUGGAUAUUGCGGUGGGCAUCGCCAAAGGCCUGGCUUAUUUGCAUGAAGAGUGCUUGGAAUGGGUUUUGCACUGUGAUGUAAAGCCUCACAACAUACUCUUGGAUUCCACCUAUCAUCCUAAAGUGUCAGAUUUUGGAUUAUCCAAACUACUGAAUCAAGACAGUCCUAAAGGUUCUGGCUUCUCCAAGAUUAGAGGAACAAGAGGUUACGUGGCGCCUGAGUGGGUUUACAAUCUUCCCAUCACUGCCAAAGUCGACAUCUAUAGCUAUGGGAUCGUGUUGUUGGAAAUGAUGACAGGGAAGAACCCAAGUGUAGGUGUCCCUGUUGUUGGAACCAGUGGAGAGAAAUGGCACCAAAGGUUAGAAACUUGGGUGAAAGGGAAGAAGAUGGGUGCUUCUGCAACAACAUGUUGGGUUGAAGAGGUACUGGACCCUGCCAUGGGCUACGAUUAUGACAGAAAUGAACUGGAAAGUCUACUGGAGGUGGCAAUCAAAUGUACAGAAGCCGAUAGACAUGGAAGACCAUCAAUGAGCCAAGUAGUUCAAAUGCUUGUGAGGGGACGAAAUUGAUGCUUGUGAUGGAAGACCAUCAAUAACAUGACUGCAGGAGACCCUGACAGAUACGCCUCAGCAUCUUUUCAAUAAUCUUUCAACAUAUUACCUCUUUUUCAGUGUCGAUUGGUUUAUAUUCAAUGAUUCUAUUUUGACGUGAAA